AUGUCGAAGUCAAUUUUGAUCACAGUUCUGGCACUCGUAGCAUCAGUGUGUGCUAAGCCAUACGUAUACAGCUACAACUAUGGUACCCUACCAUACACAUCACUGCCUUACUCCCGAGCAGCCUACACUACUGCAGAUUUGUACAACCCUGCAGUAGCUCCACUGACUGCAGCCGCCGUCGCUCCAUUGUCUGCAGCUGCCGUCGCUCCAUUAUCUGCAGCUGCCGUCGCUCCAUUGCCGGCAACAUACCCAGCAUCAUACUCUGCUUAUGGAGCCUACUCUGCACCCCUCACUCUCCCAGCAAUAUCAGCUUAUGGCUCCUCCUAUAGCGUUGAAGAGUUAGCGUCCUUAAUCAAUCCUGCUACAGUCUACGCAUCUCCUUACAAUUAUUUGUACAAAUGA
Molecule: messenger RNA, 402 nt
Organism: Helicoverpa armigera (cotton bollworm)
Lineage: Eukaryota; Metazoa; Arthropoda; Insecta; Lepidoptera; Noctuidae
Exons: 2
Coding region: 1-402 (133 amino acids)
Source: RefSeq, a predicted model, not a curated record